Messenger RNA from Dama dama (fallow deer), 5815 nucleotides. It is a transcript of the gene OSCAR, whose product is annotated as osteoclast associated Ig-like receptor. Gene Ontology annotation, molecular function: collagen receptor activity. NCBI's taxonomy places the organism in Eukaryota, Metazoa, Chordata, Mammalia, Artiodactyla, Cervidae. The record is from RefSeq and is a predicted model, not a curated record. The transcript has 5 exons. Gene Ontology annotation, cellular component: plasma membrane. The coding region runs from base 114 to 959 and encodes 281 amino acids.
CCUCCCUUCCCUGAGCACGGCUCUGAUUUUCUGAAGUUGCCUCACUUCCCGGUAGGUGACCGGCACGGCUGAGCCCCGGCUGCUCUUCCCGCUCCAACCGAGAACUGCCCACUAUGGCGGAGGUGCUGAGCCUGCAGCUGCUGACUCUCUGGCUGGUGUGUCCUGCAGACAUCACUCCAGCUGCUGCGCGUGCGUCUCCUUGGGCUCCCGGGAAGUCCGAGGACCCAGGCAGCCACGUUUACUUAGGCUCCCCAGCCUCCAGCCCCAGGCCGUGGCUGGGCGCUCAGCCCGCUGCUGUUGUGACCCCCGGGGUCAAUGUCACCUUGAGGUGCCAGACACCCCAGCCCGCCUGGAGGUUUGCACUCUUCAGGUCUGCAGAGCCCACUGCUGUGAUUCACCGGGAUGUACCUGCGGAACAGGCGGAGUUCUUCCUGGAGGAGGUGACCCCAGUCCAGGGGGGCAGUUACCAAUGCUGCUACUGGAGGCGAGGCUGGGGGCCAGAUGUCUGGUCCCACCCCAGUGAUGCCCUAGAACUGCUGGUGACAGACGAGCUGCCGCGCCCCUCGCUGGUGGCGCUACCCGCGCCGGUGGUGGCGCCCGGGGCCAACGUGAGCCUGCGCUGCGCCGGCCGCCUACGGGGCAUGAGCUUCGCGCUCUACCGCGAGGGCGAGGCGGCCCCGCUGCAGUACCGGGACUCGGAGCAGCCCUGGGCGGACUUCCCGCUGAUCGGCGCGCGCGCGCCCGGCACCUACAGCUGCUACUACCACACGCCCUCCGCCCCCUACGUGCUGUCGGCGCGCAGCGAGCCGCUGGUGGUCCGCGCCGAGGGCUCGGGCGCCUCGGACUACACGCAGGGCAACGUCCUCCGCCUGGCGCUGGCGGGCCUGGUCCUCAUCUCGCUGGGCGCCCUGGUCGUUUUCGACUGGCACAGCCAGAAUCGCGCCUCUGGCAACGUCUGAGCCUGAGCCCGGGCGGGCAGAGAAGACUUCCCAGAGAGGAAGGAGAAGACGCUGCUGGGGUCCCAUGGCUGGACCGGCCCUGCCAGCAGCCCCGCAGCCCAGCUUCCCGAGUAAUACUGACCUUGCACCGCGCCCUGGAUCGUCCUUCUGGGUCGUAUCUCCAGGACCUCCCAGAUCGGUAGAAGGCACUGUCGAUGGUUAAGCCUUCCUAACCAGUAAGUCCUGAGAUCGAAUCCCAGUGCCGCUACUCACUCCUUGUGGGAUAUUAGGAAAGCGACACUUCCCAGCCUCCGCCGCCCUGGCAGGAAAACGGAAGCUUUGGAAAUACUUGAUUAGGAUUACGUCGACAAUGCUCAAUAAAUGUCAGCUCCUGUAUAGGAGCUGCUUCUCUCAGACUCACAGAACCGAACGAAAUUCUCGUUGUGAUUGUUGCUUUUCACUUGUUCAUGCUCCAACUCACCUUUUUUUUUUUAUUAUUAUUAUUAAUAUAUGUAUUCUUUAUUUGGCUGCUAUGGGUCUUGGAUGUGGCAUGUGGGAUCUAGUUCCCUGACCAGGGAUUGAACCUGGGCCCCUGCAUUGGGAGUGUGGAGUCGUAGCCACUGAGCCACCAGGGAAGUCCCUCCAGCUCACCUUUUUAAACAAGUCACCAUCAUUCUCUUCAUGACAUCACUCUUGGUGGCCACACAAACCUCUUCCAAAGUCCUGUGCAGAUCUUCCCCAGAGGAAGACCAAGUUCAGACCCUGCGGAAUUUCUUCUCCGAUUACAGAUUCAUGGGCUCACAGCUACUUUCCCCAGCCCACCUUAUCAGUAAGAGGCAGGGUCUGUUGCCCAGGCAACAGCCAGUGGCGUCUGUGCAGUCGACCUUUGACCUGGACCCUAAACUCUCCCUUCUGGAAGCCCUGGCUACUCCCAUAGUUUCUCCUGAGUUUAUUAAUUUAAUUCUCAUUUUAUCUGGCAAUCUGAUGCCUUUCUCGUGCUCAUACACACAUUUUCCAUUCCUAAGCAAGUCUUAAUCACUCACUCAUGUGUUCUUGAUUUAUGCCUAAUUUUGGUGGAUCACAUCCUCUUCCGUUUUUACUAAAAUUCUCAACUUCUCCUUUCUCUCUUCCUACUUUACGGAGGAGAAGAUUACUUCCUUUUUUUUUUUUUUUAUUUUGGACAACCACAGCCCCACCACUCACUGGGUGGAUAGCUUUGAACAACCUACAGAUCCUUCUGAGAUUGCACCUGUGAAAGGAGAAACUAAAAACAUCUCCCAUGUCAAUUCUAGAGAGAAUUAAAGCAGGGGUCCCUACCCUGUGGGAUCUAAUGCCUGAUGAUCUGAGGUGGAGCUGAUGCAAUAAUAAUAGAAAUAAAUGAUGCACUUGAAUCAUCCUGCAACCAUCGUACCCCCCUCGGUCUGUGGAAAAACGAUCUUCCACGGAAUUGAUCGCUGGUGCCAAAAACAUUGGGGACCGCCAAAUUAAAGCAAUACCUUGUCCCCAACACGUGAAGAAUUGAAACAAAACAGGACCGGAUGGUCAUUGCCCUGCCCCAAUGUCCUCUGCCUGCUUUUUGUCUGUGGGAAAUGUUAGUCAAAGACUAAGUUUAAUCAGAGAAAUGAGAACGUGUGAAAACAAAGGAAAGCUGUCAAAAGGAGACCAAAUAAUAAUAAUGUCAUUAAGCAUAGUCGAGGACACUUAGUUCUUUCUCAAGGGCUGUGGAUAUUAUUCUGAGCCAUAUCCUGUGAGCUGUCUUAUAGAUACUGAAACCCCAGGUGGAGAAGUUAACUACAUGAUGGCCAGACUCUACCCAGGACAUGAGCUGCCACGUGGUCAUGGCAUGUGGUCAGCUGAGAACUGACCACGAAGAAGUGGGAACAAGUGGACCCUGGAACUGAAGAUUCAGUUCAGUUCAGUUCAGUCGCUCAGUCGUGUCCAACUCUUUGUGACCCCAUGAAUUGCAGCACGCCAAGCCUCCCUGUCCAUCACCAACUCCUGGAGUUUACUCAGACUCAUGUCCAUCGAGUUGGUGAUGCCAUCUAGCCAUCCCAUCUUCUGUCGUCCCCUUCUCCUCCUGCCCUCAAUCCCUCCCAGCAUCAGGGUCUUUUCCAAUGAGUCAGCUCUUCGCAUGAGGUGGCCAAAGUAUUGGAGUUGCAGCUUCAGCGUCAGUCCUUCCAAUGAACACCCAGGACUGAUCUCCUUUAGGAUGGACUGGUUGGAUCUCCUUGCAGUCCAAGGGACUCUCAAGAGUCUUCUCCAACACCACAGUUCAAAAGCAUCAAUUCUUUGGCGUCCAGCUUUCUUCACAGUCCAACUCUCACAUCCAUACAUGACCAGGAACUGAAGAUUAGCUGUGCCUAAAACAACCAAGAUGCUGCUGCUCAGACCACUGAUGGCCAGUUUGAAGAUAACUUUUAGAGAUGACUGUGCUGUUUCUGCAUGUAGCACCCCCCGACUCCCACCAUCUGUCUGUAAGAGCUAUCAGCCCCUGCUUGUCCGCGGAGGGAGGCGGGGAGCUGGCUCUCCACUCAGUUGCCAGCAUCUGAAAUAAGGCAAACUUUCCUUUCCACCAACCUGGCCUGUUUAUUGGCUUUUGAGUGGCGAGCAGCCGGAUCCACAAAUUCCUUUCAGUAACAGGUGUUGGUGCCCAGCGUGGAGCUGGUUACAGCUGCCUCCUGGGCUUUCAUAGCGCCUGGCUCUCCUGGGUCUUCUAGGGGAGAGCUGUGGCCACAACAGCAUAUCGACCUGCUGCUAAGUGGUUAGCUAGCUCCGAGUAGGAGGUCUGGGGGAUGUUCCCAGCAGCUGCCAAAACCUUUUGCUUUGAGGAUCCUCCUUGUUUCUCCCCUGUUCGGCACUGGCUGCCAACUCAAUACUUUUCUUGGUGGGAUGAAAACUUGCAUUUGGGAUGAGCAGACAAGCUCCAAGACCUGAUAAGCCCACGGGUGUGCACACAGCCAGCCUUCCCAUUUGUGAGUGCUAGCACUAUUUGGUGGGGAAGGCAAUGGCACCCACCCCAGUACUCUUGCCUGGAGAAUCCCAGGAGCGGAGGAGCCUGGUAGGCUGCAGUCCAUGGGGUUGCUACGAGUCGGACACAACUGAGUGACUUCACUUUCACUUUUCACCUUCACACAUUGGAGAAGGAAAUGGCAACCCACUCCAGUGUUCUUGCCUGGAGAAUCCCAGGGAUGGAGGAGCCUGGUGGGCUGCCGUCCAUGGGGUCGCACAGAGUCGGACACGACUGAAGCGAUUUAGCAGCAGCAGCAGUGCUAUUUGGGCACUUUGCCAGUUGGUUCUGACCUGUGUCUGAUGUUGAUGAUCAUUUGUGAGCGCUGACUGCGAUCUGGGCAUUUUUGCCCAUUGGUUCUGACACCUGUCUGCUGUUGCGGGCCGUUGGUGAGUGCUGAGUGUCAUUUGGGCGUUUUGCCAGUUGGUUCUGACAUCUAUGAUUGAGAGCCGUUUCGGGGACGGGUUUGUUUGCGAUUCUACGGGUCACCCUCGGAGAGAGGUUGUGACUGAUCUGUCGUUUGGCGUGUGAGUGUGUAUUCCAUUUGGGUGACUGGUACUCUUGUUGCCUUAUGUAAAAUGGGAGAUUCAGGUUCAAUUCAUUAAGAAAAAAUUUAGCUAUAAAAUUAUGACAAAAGAAUGAUUUUUUUGGACAAUGUAUGGCAGCAGUAUUCUUCAGGCUCCAGAGAAAACUGGUUAAGAUGAAACUCUUGAAAUUCCAAAAAACCAUUUCUUUUUGCAUAUGCAAUUACAGAAAUCUAGUUUGAUAAAACUCUUUUAUCAGACCCUGGGAAAACAAAAAUGUGCCUAGGAGAAAAUCUGAAGUUAGUGGUUAUCAUGUCCUUGAAAUACAAACACAGUCCACUUUGCCUGGAUCUUCAGCCUUGGGUUAAAUAUAAAACUUCAAGUCAAGGAAAAAGAAAAGAUAGAAGCCUUUUAAAACUGAGAAUGUAAAUUUUACUAUUCUAUUAUCCAUAAAUUGGUAAGUUUAAUUGCAAUGCCUAAUUCAAUAAAUGUAAAAAGAUGAAGCAAAGAGAUCUCUGUUUGUCUGGAGGUUUGUAUGUCUCAACAUGUGUUUUUUGCCAUUAGAUAACAUUGCUGAGGUUUAUUUGUAAAGGGGCUCUAUUUAAUUGGCCUUAAAAAAUAUAAGUGCUUACAAAUCAAACAAAUCUAAGUUUACCUACUUUUGUCUUCUCAUAAGACCAAGAGGGAAACUAAAGAUGUUUGGGUUUAUUAAACAUGCAUGAUGUACCAUUAAAGAAAAAUUAUGCUGUGAAAAAAUAUAUACUUUUAGAAGUAUAAAAUAUGUUCUUUAAGUUUGCAGUCAGAAAGUGCUGGCAUAUCAUUUCAAUCACUUGGUUUUGUUAAGGUUUCAAGGGUUAAAAAUUGUGAUAUAUGAAAAUGAUAAGGGAAACAUUUCUAUGUGUAAAACAAGUAGAACAUGUGUUGUUGGUGAAGAGAAAGGAUAAAGAACAGAGGUAUUUUUGAUGGAAAAAAAAUUGUAAUUAUUUUGUCCUACAGUUGUUUGUUUCUGGAUGAGAAAAUACAGAACAAAGUUGUUUGGAUCCAGAAAUGAUAAAAGAUUUAUGAAAAAGGAACUUUGAAAAAAGAAUUUUGUAUGUUGUCAGGAUUAAGAUUAGACUGAAUUUAAUUAGGCUUAUGAAUGUCGUUACUAACAGUAAAAUGAUACGAGACUGAAUUUAUUUUGUUUUGUCUCUGUUAAGAAAGCAGAGUUCUCCUAGAAUAUUGAUCUGAUUUUGAUAACAGAGACUGCUGAUGGAAAGUAAUUAUUUUGUUUCUAAUCCUACUUCUGACCCCAAUGUUCAGGAUAGAAAAAUUCCCCAAUAAAGUUGUCACAGAGUAUAACUAUU